Messenger RNA from Hevea brasiliensis (rubber tree), 788 nucleotides. RefSeq names its product abscisic stress-ripening protein 5. The transcript is spliced from 2 exons. The record is from RefSeq and is a predicted model, not a curated record. NCBI's taxonomy places the organism in Eukaryota, Viridiplantae, Streptophyta, Magnoliopsida, Malpighiales, Euphorbiaceae. Bases 97 to 519 code for a protein of 140 amino acids.
UCCACACCUUCUUGUCUCCCACAACACACCACAAACCAAUCCCUAUAGUUCACUUGUCUCUUUUCUUGUAUUCAUUUCUUUAAACUCAGACCCACCAUGGCAGAAGAGAAGCACCACCACCACCACCACCCUUUUCACCACCACAAGGAUGAGGAAAAACCCAUUGAGACUGCUGCUGUCUACAGUGAGACCUCCGAGUUCUCCGAGACUACUGCUUACCCUACCAACAUCCCACCACCUCAUGAUGCCCCAGACCACAAAAGGGAGGAGAAGCACCACAAGCAUCUAGAACAUGUGGGCGAGCUCGGGGCUGCUGCCGCUGGCGCUUAUGCCUUGUAUGAGAAGCAUGAGGCAAAGAAAGACCCAGAACAUGCUCAUAGGCACAAGAUCGAAGAGGAAGCUGCUGCAGCGAUGGCCGUCGGAGCCGGCGGAUUUGCUUUCCAUGAGAAACAUGAGAAGAAAGAGGCCAAGAGAGAGGAUGAGGAAGCUCAUGGAAAGAAGCAGCACCAUCUCUUCUAAGUGUCCUUGAUAACUAAUUAAUUAUGUGUGUUUUUAUAUCGUCUGAAUAAUUAAAACUAAGGUAGCUGUACAUACGUUAAACCCUGAGACACCAGGCCGAUUUCCCUCUCCUACCUUUAUAAUUAAAAAAAAAAAUUAAAUAUUCGCCUGUAUGAGUGAGUUUGUAAAAGCCAAGCCUUCCUUGUAGCUUUGUCAAACUGGUUCUUUAAGUACUUUGUAUGCCUUAUGUAUAUGUUUAUAAUAAUAUAAAUCCUGAGAUGUUUCUAUGA